CUUGUUGCCACUGAGGUUAGAAUUGAAUCGGGCUUUCUGAUCUUGGGAACAUCUGAAAUACCAUUUUGUGUUCUUCUUGAAUUUUUUGUUGGUCACCUGGAUUCUUCACUUCUUUUGUUAAUGUAUUCUCAAAGGAAAAUCUCCAACAGACCAAUGGGGAGAAGGCAGAAGACAUUGUCAAAUGCCUCUUCAUCAAAAGCACCAGUCCAGUUCUCUCAAAAGGGUCUUCAUCGUCAGUCAAAGAUGGUACUAUUACCAUGUUAUUCUCACCCAUCAAUGAAUGAAGAGACUCUGUCCAGAACUAAGCUAUACCAGAGUAAAGCCAAGUUGUCAAUGAAUCCUCGAUGCAAAACUACAACUAUACCCUCAUCAUGCCACAAAGAGUCUACGACUAUGUUAUUACCCCGUAUUGAACCUGAGGUAAUAUUACCACAUCUGGAAACACAAGCAACAAUUAUGCCUUCACCACACUUGAAAAAUUGGGGUAAAACCACAGUUAUUACCUCACCAUGCUCUGAAUACUGGACUACACCUUUUUUUGGCCUUAAUCACUGGGCCCAGGCUCCAUUGAUCCCUGACCCUCUUUUCAAGACCUCAUCUGGCCUUGACCACCUUCCUAAGAUUCCCCAAGGCUGUCAUAAUCGAUGCGAGGCUCAACCAUUGCUCACUAGUUGGUCCACAACUCCAUCAUUUCCUGACCCCAACACCAGAAUUGCAGCUCCAUAUCCACAGAAUACUCAUUACCAGGUCAAAGUGACAACUGAAGCAUUACCAUGCCUCAAUCCUCAACCAUCAUUGAGCUCAAGACAUUGGGACUGGAAUACAACUUCCCAAUUUCGAUGCCUUAACCAACGGCAAAAGAUUGAAGCUAUGCCAUUUUCAAACUCAGAUAACCACCCCAAGAUCACAACUAUACUGUCAUCACAAUCCAGCCACCAGCUUAGGCCCAUAACUAUGCCAUCAGAAUAUUCCCCAGUACCCUUGGCUCCAAUGGCUAUGACUCUGCUAACCCCAAUCCCGAACCAUCAGGCCAGAAUGACAACUAUGCAACCCAGACAUGACUCAGAUUGGUUCAAAACUACCUCAAUGUCCUUACAAUGUCCUAACACACAUUUGACUGAGACUCCACUAAUAUCCCAUUACAACUGGGUCAAAGAAACAUUUAAGUCAUCAAAACUCACUAACCAACAAUGUGCAUUUUCACCAGGACCCUACAAUCUAGCAAAAGUUUUACUAGUCUCUGAUCAACAAGUUAAAAGUUCAGUGGGUCCUGAACACCCAGCUGAGGUUUUACUCAACUACUGGGUUACACAUCAACCAAACCCUGGUCAAAAGCUUUUUAUGCCAUCAAACCCAAAACAUAUAUCUAAUUUUACAGUGGACCUCAACCAACAGCCUAAAACUCUAUCAGAUACCUCCUGCCAGCAUGAGCCAAUACCAGUUCCAGACAAUGAGACCAAGAAAUUACUUGUCACGGAACAUUUUGAAACUCCUGAAAUACAUAUGGGUCACUCUGAUGAGACUUCAUUAGGUUUAAACCAUAAGGAAACAUUUUCACCAACUUCCUUCUCCCAACCUGAGGCUACAUUAAGAAUAAGUGACAUGGGUGAGGCUAUUCCAGACUCUGAUCACCAGGGUAAGAAUGAAAGAAAUUUAGAUGACAGGACCAAAAUUAUCUUGGAUUCCAAUCACCAAGUUAAGGCUUCUCCAAAGUCUGAUGAUUGGGUACAGCCAAAACAGGACUUAGAACACCAGGCCACACUUUCAUUGAGCUUGAGCCAGACAGCCAAGGGUGAAAAGAUCCCUGACCACCAGGAUCAGCCUUCACCAGUUUCCAACCAAUUGGAACAGCUUACACCAGUCUCUGACCAUGGCACUACAUCUUCAAGUUCUGACCAUCUACCAGAGGCUUAUCCAGUUGCUGAGCAUCAGGAUAUCCUUAGACUUAAUCCUGACCACCAGGAUGUUUAUAGAGAUACCUUUCCAACAGAUAUGAAAAAGAAGUCUGAGGAUGUACUAAAUUUUGAAAACCAUCACACUCUUUUCCCAGGAUCUGACCACCAGACAACUCCAUUAAACUUGAAGGACCAAGUUAAGGUUAUAUUAAAUCCUCACUGUCCAGCUGAAUCUUUUUCCUUUGGCUUUAAUCACAAGCCCCAAGAAAGCCAGAGAGAGCCUUCAAAGUCCUUCAAACAGUCAAUACAGGCUAUCGAGGGUGACGGAACUAUCUCCAGAGAAUUUUUCAACAGCAUCAUCAAUUCUAUUCCCCGGGAGAAAAUAAAAAAUGAUAUCCAAAAGCAAAUUCUCCUGAGGCGGAUGAGGGGAUAUCAUAAUACUCAACCUGACACACGUUUAUCAACUAGAUAUACUAUCUGUUUAGCUUGUGCUUCCUGGAUUCCAUAUGGUUGUCCCCAUGUAAAUGGAAUGAAAGAUCCUCAUGGAGCACAAUUGGUGGUUAUGCCAAGUCCUAUGAAAACUUCUAAGGGUGAGAUGGGUAUUAAAUAUAUCCUCCAAGUCCCCCAAUCAAAUACAGGCAACAUUUGGGACUCCUCUCACUUUUCACCUGCAGUUUCAUCUUCCUAUCCUUACACUAUGCCCUUUACUUCACAAAUUGGUCGUCAGUUACCUAAACGGAUGACCUGGCUCGACUUUAUACUUGCUAAAGGUGAUCAGCUAUGUGGGAGAAAAAGAUCUGGAUAUAAACAAUUUAAAGGAAAAAUGUCCAUGAAUUUCAGUACUCCCAUAAGAGGAGGAAGUAGAAAUGAGGAGGUUGUAAGAUCUCUGCUAGACAGACUUAAAAAUAAGAGAACUGCACAUUAAAGAACCACCAUUCUAAAAUAA
This is a messenger RNA of Antechinus flavipes (yellow-footed antechinus), 2841 nucleotides long. RefSeq lists its product as uncharacterized. The transcript has 3 exons. The coding region runs from base 121 to 2820 and encodes 899 amino acids. Lineage: Eukaryota; Metazoa; Chordata; Mammalia; Dasyuromorphia; Dasyuridae. The record is from RefSeq and is a predicted model, not a curated record.